Daucus carota subsp. sativus is the source of this 2094-nucleotide messenger RNA. RefSeq names its product BTB/POZ domain and ankyrin repeat-containing protein NPR1. Gene Ontology annotation, molecular function: protein binding. Gene Ontology annotation, cellular component: nucleus. The record is from RefSeq and is a predicted model, not a curated record. Gene Ontology annotation, biological process: regulation of salicylic acid mediated signaling pathway; systemic acquired resistance, salicylic acid mediated signaling pathway; defense response to bacterium. NCBI's taxonomy places the organism in Eukaryota, Viridiplantae, Streptophyta, Magnoliopsida, Apiales, Apiaceae. The transcript is spliced from 4 exons. Bases 184 to 1944 code for a protein of 586 amino acids.
GCAAAUUCCAGCACGAACAGAAGUGAAUUGACGAUGUUUUCAAGAAAAUUGGUUAGGCUAUUCAUAAAGGGUUAGCGGCUUUGCGGCGCAGCUUGUUGCUGGUUGAAUGAAUUGAUUGUUACUUAAAAGGAAAAAAAUAGGAAUUGGAAAUAGAAAUAAAGGUUAAAUUGUGAAUUUUGAGCAAUGGAGAAUUUGACUGAACCAUCAUCAUCGAUAAGUUUUAGUUCUUCUAAUGGCUCAACUGGCUACACUUUAACCGAAUCAUCUGUCUCGGAGAAAGUAUCUAGUCUUCAAGUUGUGAGUUUAUAUAAGCUUAGUGCUAGCUUAGAGCAACUUUUGAUUGAUAGUGUUGGUGAGUAUAGUGAUGCGGAUAUUGUAGUUGAAGAUAUUGCUGUAGGAGUCCACCGUUGUAUAUUAGCUGCUAGGAGUAAAUUUUUCGAUGCACUUUUUAAGAAAGAGAAGAAGGGUGGUUCUGCGGGGAAGGGAAGUAGACCGAGAUAUUGUAUGAGUGAUAUGUUGCCAUUUGGUAAUGUUGGAUAUGAGGCCUUCUUAAUUGUCUUGAGUUAUUUGUAUACCGGAAAGCUGAAGCCUUCUCCAGCGGAGGUGUCAACUUGUGUUGAUGAUGGAUGUGCUCAUGAUGCCUGUCGACCUGCUAUUAACUUCUCCGUGGAAUUGAUGUAUGCAUCUGCCAUAUUUGAGGUCCCGGAGCUGAUUUCACUUUUCCAGCGGCGUCUUUUCAACUUUGUGGAAAAGGCUCAUGUUGAAGAUGUCAUCCCAAUCAUCCUUGCCGCUUUCCACUGUCAAUUAACUCAGCUUCUCGAUCAAUGUAUUCAUAGAGUCGCACGAUCAGAUCUCGACAGCAUUUCUCUUGAGAAGGAAUUCCCGUUUGAAGUUGCAGAGAGAAUUAAGUUGCUCCGUGAUAAAUUACAGGGUGUUAAGUUACAGGCAGAUGAUAGUGCCAUGAUACCCGAGGAUCCGUUGCGUGAAAAGAGUACAAGGAGAAUACACAAGGCUUUGGACUCUGAUGAUGUUGAACUUGUAAAACUUCUUCUGACCGAGUCUAAUAUAAGUUUAGAUGAAGCCAAUGCCCUGCAUUAUGCUGCUGCAUACUGUGAUCCAAAAGUUGUAUCUCAGUUGCUUAGUCUGGAUCUGGCUGAUGUCAACCUUCGAAAUGCACGGGGCUACACAGUUCUCCAUGUUGCUGCAUUACGUAAGGAACCAUCAAUAAUUGUACCACUUCUAAGCAGAGGAGCUUGUGCCUUAGAAACAACACUAGAUGGACGGAGUGCUGUCAGUAUCUGCAAGAGGCUGACAAGGCCAAAGGAUUUUCAUGCUAAAACAGAAAAAGGCCAAAAAUCAAACAAAGACAGAUUAUGCAUUAAUGUUUUAGAGCAAGAGGUGCACAGGAAUCCAAUGGCUGGAAAUUCAUCAAGGUCCUCUUCAAACAUAACUGAUGAUCUGCACUUGAAGCUUUUAUGCCUUGAAAACAGAGUGGCAUUUGCACGGUUACUUUUUCCGUACGAGGCCCAGCUAGCCAUGGAAAAUGCCAGCGCAGACACAACGUCUGAGUUCUCUAGCAUUUUGGAAUCCAAAGUUUCAAGUGGCAAUUUAAGAGAGGUAGAUCUGAAUGAGACACCCAUAGCACAGAACAAAAGACUUCUCUCAAGGAUGGAAGCCCUCUCGAAAACAGUUGAGACAGGUCGGCGGUAUUUCCCACAUUGCUCGGAAAUCUUGGAUAACUUUAUGGUGGAUGAUCUACCUGAUUCGUUCUACCUUGAAGAGGGCAGUGCAGAAGAACAGGAAUUCAGAAGAAAGCGUUUUAUCGAGCUUAAAGAGGAUGUUCAAAAAGCAUUUACCAAGGACAAAGCUGAGUUAGAGAGGGUUGGCUUGGGCUCUUCACUAUCCACAUCCUCUAAUAAGAAGAGACGUAAAUUUCAAAGUUGAAAAUUUUAUAUAUGUAUCCAAGUUAAAAAUUUUAUAUAUGUAUCCGAAUUUUGUCAUUCCUGACAUACUGUGUAUAAACUGAGUCAUCUACAUGAAAAUUCAGAUGUAAGAUUGGCAACUUUAGUAUGUUUGACAAAAUGCUUCCCUUGA